AUGCUAUUUUGCCGAAAUUUUGAAACGAAUGCUGUCUUUGCUACCAUAAGGACAUUUCAAAUUUCGUCUCAAAACAUAGCUAAAGCAGAAACUUUGAAAAAUGCCUUAAGGAAGCAACACCAACAACAAUAG
Brugia malayi is the source of this 132-nucleotide messenger RNA. RefSeq lists its product as uncharacterized. NCBI's taxonomy places the organism in Eukaryota, Metazoa, Nematoda, Chromadorea, Rhabditida, Onchocercidae. The record is from RefSeq and is a predicted model, not a curated record. The transcript has 2 exons. Bases 1 to 132 code for a protein of 43 amino acids.